CCACUUUUGCUCUCCCUUUUCCUUGCCCUAUAAAUAUGCAACAAGAAGAACCACACCUUCUUCAAAGACCCAAACAAUCAUAAACACAAAUAAACACCAAGCAUGGGAAGGACAUUGCAAUACAUCUCAUGGAUUUUAUUAGGAAGUGGACACAAGCACAAGAAGAAGAAACAAAUCAACACAGUUGAGCUCAAAGUUAGAAUGGAUUGUGAUGGUUGUGAACUCAAAGUCAAGAAUGCCCUCUCCAACAUGAAAGGAGUUAAAUCAGUGGAGGUUAACAGGAAGCAAAACAAGGUGACUGUGGUGGGUUUUGUGGAGCAAAAUAAGGUGCUAAAGAAGGUGAUUUCAACAGGGAAGAAGGCUGAGAUAUGGCCUUAUGUGCCUUAUAACUUGGUUGCAUAUCCUUACAUUGCACCCACUUAUGACAAGAGAGCUCCUCCUGGUUAUGUUAGGAAUGCUGAGGUUAUUACUGCUUUUAGUCAAGUUAAUAGACAAGAGGAUCAGUUCAUGCAUUUGUUUAGUGAUGAUAAUCCUAAUUCUUGCUCAGUUAUGUGAUCAGAAGAUAAACAUGUAUACAUAUAUAUAAUUUUUGCGCC
This is a messenger RNA of Dioscorea cayenensis subsp. rotundata (Guinea yam), 596 nucleotides long. RefSeq names its product heavy metal-associated isoprenylated plant protein 23. The transcript is spliced from 2 exons. Bases 103 to 555 code for a protein of 150 amino acids. Lineage: Eukaryota; Viridiplantae; Streptophyta; Magnoliopsida; Dioscoreales; Dioscoreaceae. The record is from RefSeq and is a predicted model, not a curated record. Gene Ontology annotation, molecular function: metal ion binding.